AUGAGACAGCUCGGUAUCAAGGCUGAUAAUCCAGAGACCAACCAUUUUGUCCUCGUUCAUGGUGGUGGUUUUGGUGCCUGGUGCUGGUAUAAAAGUAUUGCAUUACUGGAAGAAGAUGGAUAUAAAGUAACUGCAAUAGAUUUGACUGGUUCUGGGAUUCAUUCAUUUGACACAAAUAGCGUCAAAAGUCUCCAUCAAUAUGUGAAGCCACUUAUUGAUUUUUUUGAAAAGCUUGCUGAUGGGGAGAAGGUGAUUUUAGUAGGACAUGAUUUUGGUGGGGCGUGCAUAUCAUAUGUAAUGGAGUUGUUUCACUCCAAAGUUUCAAAAGCUGUUUUUACUGCUGCAGCUAUGUUGGUUAGCGGGCAAAGUACCCUUGAUCUGUUCUCCGAAAAGGUGGAUUCAAAUGAUCUGAUGCGACAGGCUCAGGCAUUCAUAUAUGCUAAUGGGAACAAUCAGCCUCCAACUGCUAUUGAUUUCGAUAGAGCUGUAAUAAAGGAGUUACUAUUCAACCAGAGUCCUGCCAAGGACGUUGCGUUGGCAUCAGUCUCAAUGAGGUCGAUCCCUUUUUCACCAGUUCUUGAGAAGCUCUCUCUUUCUGACACGAAGUAUGGCUCUGUGAGGCGGUUUUAUAUUGAAACUCAAGAAGAUAAUGCCAUACCAAUCGCUUUACAGGAAAGCAUGAUAAACAAAAGUCCCCCAGAGAGACUAUUCUGUCUUAAAGGCGCGGAUCACUCGCCAUUUUUCUCAAAGCCUCAAGCGCUACAUAAACUGUUUGUAGAGAUCUCGAAUAUCCCAUGAGCUUACAUAUUUCCUUGGGCUAUUAGUUUUUCAUAAGUCCAUCUUUCAGUGGCCACUGACAUGCUUCAUGCUUCAAGCACCUCAUAUGCUACCACACAUCCUGAUGAGGCCUAUCCCAAAUCAGAGAUGUUGCUCGUAGUUUUCAUAGAUUUGGGCUGACACACGAGUGAUAAAUAGCUUAUUGACGUUUAAGAAUCUAUUUUGGUUCUAUUGAACUCGUAGAAUGUUAAUUUAUACAUUUCUGUUUUACUA
Messenger RNA from Olea europaea var. sylvestris, 1050 nucleotides. Its product is annotated as putative methylesterase 11, chloroplastic. The transcript is spliced from 5 exons. Gene Ontology annotation, molecular function: methyl jasmonate esterase activity; methyl indole-3-acetate esterase activity. NCBI's taxonomy places the organism in Eukaryota, Viridiplantae, Streptophyta, Magnoliopsida, Lamiales, Oleaceae. Bases 1 to 798 code for a protein of 265 amino acids. The record is from RefSeq and is a predicted model, not a curated record.